Molecule: messenger RNA, 1449 nt
Organism: Etheostoma spectabile (orangethroat darter)
Lineage: Eukaryota; Metazoa; Chordata; Actinopteri; Perciformes; Percidae
Exons: 5
Source: RefSeq, a predicted model, not a curated record
AUGCUGCUGCCCCAGAAGACUGCGGAGGAGAACGGAGCGCUGGCCACGACAGACUGGCAGAACAUCUCCAACAUUCUGCUAGAAAUCACUUUCCGCAAUCUUAAAUCAAUUAAUUCCCACCGUCUCUCUGACCUGCUCUCCACCAAGCUCCACCUGGACUCAACCAUCCUCUCACCUGAGGAUCUCACAAACCACCUCAACUCCACCUUGCCUACUUCCCUCAACACCCUGACCCCCUCAAAACAUAAACUGUCACUUUUAACACCCCUUCACCCUGUCUGCCAAGUCAAUCUCUCCACCAUCCUCACCGACCCCUGCAAAACCCCAGAACCCUCUUCUCCCUCCCUCCCUCACACCCUCCCUUCCUCUACUACGGAUCUCUGCAACUCACUACUCACUCAUCUACUCCACGGCCCCCUCUUUAUUAAAACUACUACCUGCUCCCUUGACCCCCUCCCUACUCCCCUCCUGAAGAUUUGCCUCCCGAUCCUAUGCCCCUACCUUACUGACCUCUUCACCUCCACAACUAUUAAAACCUGGAUGCAACACAACUUCUUCAAACUCAACAGCAAUAAAACAGAAUUCAUCCUCAUGGGCUCUAAAUCCACACUCAGGAAAAUCAAUAACCCCACUCACCAUUGUCUACCCAUCUCCCCAGGCCCGCAACCUUGGUGUGAUCUUUGUCUCCACCCUCUCCCUUAAGCCCCACUUCCGUCAUGUCAUUAAAACCUCCACAACAUCGCCAAAAUCAGGCCCUCACUCACACAACCCGCUGCCGAAAGACUCAUUCACGCCUUCAUCUCCUCCCAACUGGACUACUGCAACUCACUUUUCCUCGGCAUCAGGUCUACUUACAUCAAGCAACACCAACUGGUCCAGAACGCAACUGCCCAACUCAUGACCCACACCAAAUCCUGGCACCACAUCAUUCCAAUCCUAAGAAAAUUCAACUGGCUUCCCUUCCCCCACCAGAUCACCUAUAAAAUCCUGGUCCUCAAUCUCACCUACAAAGCUCUUCAUGGUCAGGUACCAUCUUAUCUUAAAGAGCACAUAAUACCUUACUACCCCACCAGAGCACUGCGCUCCCAGAAUGCAGGGUUACUUGUGGUUCCUAAAGUCUCUAAAAGUAGAAUGGGAGCCAGGGUGUUCAGCUAUCAAGUUCCUCUCCUGUGGAACCAGGUUCCAGUUUGGGUUCAGGAGGCAGACACCAUCUCCACAUUUAAGAGUCGGCUUAAGACUUCCCUCUUUGAUAAAGCUUAUAGACUGACCUACAUGUCUUCACACACCAAGAGGCCUGCACAGAUUUCUACCCUUCUCUGCUUCCCUACGCUCUCAGCUCAGCCUGGCCUCCCUGGAAUACUGUGGGCGGCUCCUGCCACAGAUCCCACCGUGCCGCAGCACGGUGCAGAGCACGGCUGGUAUGGGAAUAGACAGUUAAUGGGCACUUAG